CAUCGAUCGACUAUGUCACAGUUCUAAACCAUCGUAAGGCCACCCUGGAAGGAAAGCAUGGUCGUUAUCUUUGAGUUGCUAUCGUCUCCGCAAUGCUAGGCUGAAAAGAUGGAUAUAAAAGGCGCAAUGGGAUUCCUUGGAUCAGCCAGGAAUCUCGGUCGUAAACAUGGCGAGGAUGUGGUUCUGGUUGAGUCUUGCGCUUGCAUCUUUGUCUGCCCAAGCGGCUCCAAUUGUCAAGAGGAAUCCUUAUACUUUUGUUCUUGAUAAUCCAUAUGGUGAUGCUAUCUUUCAACUCGGUGAAAUAGCAUAUCUAGCCAAUACAAAAUACCCAAAGGCUGUGAUCGCCGCCGAUUGCCAAACAGUAACCUCGGCAAUUCCAAUUACAGUCAUCAAGACGAAUGCAUCGAGCAUCACAAAAGAUACUUUAACGAGCGUGAUCGACUCGUACCUUUCUGCCGACGAUGUUUUCAACCAUGAUUUUCUCGAUGGUUUAUACAUCUCUUCAGCCGUAAAAACCUCAUUGGAUGCUACGGCUGUAGAGUAUCUUACGUCUCUAAAUACCACAUUCGUAUUUGCGGAUUCCACCGUAUCUGUGGAAGGAAGCUUCACCACUAUUGCUCUCGAAUCGCCUGCUGAGGUUCCCAUCGGUCCAUACCUUGCGCAUGUGGAAUCUGGAACAGUAAGUUUCAGCACUGUGUAUCGGCUGUAUCCAGAUACCUAUAGAACUUUCCUUUUCGGAGCCUACGAUGCGAAUGAUGGUGAAGACAACCACAAUCCACUCGGAACAUUUCUUCCCAAAUUUUGGGACCCCAUGAUCCCGGUUCCGUCUCGCGUCUACUCCUGGGGAGACGAGAGACCGCUUGCAGGGGAGCGUGUCGCGAUCAAGGAUCUCUACGAUGUCAAAGGCCUGCAAACAUCUGGUGGUAGCCAAGCAUGGGCCUACAUCACACCAGUCUCCAACGGCACUGCCCCUUCGGUGCAGAAGAUUUUGGACCUUGGGGGGAUCGUAGUGGGCAAGCAGAAGUUGGCCCAAUUCGCUUCGGGCGCUAAUCCUUGGGAGUGGCAGGACGAGCAUUAUCCGUUCAACCCUCGUGGUGAUGGAUGGCUGACAUGCUCUGCUUCUUCAUCUGGAGGUGGCUGCUCUGUUGCUGCAUAUGACUGGCUUGACUACGCUAUUGGAAGCGAUACUGGCUCAUCUAUGAGACGCCCAGCUGCUGUUUCCGGUACUUAUGGACAACGUCCGAGUCAAGGCCUCAUGUCACUCGAACGUGUUUUACCUCUAGGUGGUGCUACUGACACUGCAGGUGUUUUCUCCAGAGAUCCGUACAAAUGGAUCAAGUUUUCUAAAGCAUGGUAUUCUCCGGACUUGUACCAGGAUUCUUCUAUCACGGGUCUCUCGCCAUUGGAAGUGCCUGACACCGACGCAUUUCCAAAGACGAUUCUCUACCCCGUAGAUUAUCUGCCACUCAACAACUCGGCGGCGGAGCCCAUCCUACAGGAGUUCAUCGCGAGCAUGUCCCGAAUCUUCAACAUGACUGUAAAAGAGCUCAACUUUACAGCAACUGUACAAAACUUCUCGGAUCCUAUCGCUAGCAACUUCACCACACUCAGCGCUGCAACUGGUGUGAUAAACACCUGGUCCGCCUGGGAGGUUAUAGGCAAACCUCUAAUCACCGCUUGGGGUGCUUUGUUUGAUGGCCGGUUCCCACCCAUUGAUCCAGCUCGCCGUCCUGGCUGGAAAGCGUUCAACGAGACCAGGACAAACCAGGUUGCAUACGAUGCCGCCUUAGUCACCAAGAACAGAGGCGUGGAGUGGUAUGAGAAAGAGUUACAGUACAGCACUCCAGAAUCGUGCUCGGAGUCAAUCAUGCUAUACGAUAUUGGCACGGGCGGUCUUCCGUCUUUCCGCGAGCGUGAGCUGAACGAGUCGCCAGACGCGUCGUACCUUGCCGUCCUCCCCAAGACUGCUAAGAUCACAGGCGCAAAUAUCUGUCCCAUAUUUGGCUGUGCGGAUUUCACUGUGCCCAUCGGCCAAGUGCCGUAUCAGAGUAAUAUUACUUUCCAUGAGGAGAUGGUUCCUGUAACGAUCAAUCUCGUGGUGAAACGGGGAUGCGACUUCAUGCUGUAUAACAUGAUCGAACGUUUGGCGGAUGAAGGAGUGCUUAAGACUGUCAAGACUGGCAGAACAGCUUUCUAACCCAAGGGCAAAUACUGGGUAGAUAUAAG
Molecule: messenger RNA, 2226 nt
Organism: Aaosphaeria arxii CBS 175.79
Lineage: Eukaryota; Fungi; Ascomycota; Dothideomycetes; Pleosporales
Product: amidase family protein
Exons: 3
Coding region: 167-2197 (676 amino acids)
Source: RefSeq, a predicted model, not a curated record